UUUUGUUUAAAGUUUUUUUUUAAUUUUGGAUUUCUUGUCAGGUUAAAGGCGAAAUAAGUUGUAAUUAUGGCUUAUAAACUUAGUGGCGUACUCAGGGGGCACGAAAUGGACGUUAGAGGUGUCUGUAGAAGCGUUUUUCCUGCAGGUGGUCUGAUUUCUGUGUCAAGAGAUAGAUCAGUGAGGGUGUGGAAAAAGGACGAGAUAUCAAAUGAGUUUAUUGAAGGACAGUGUUUCUCAGGGCAUCAAGGAUUUGUAGCAGCUGUAUGCACCAUGCCUGAAAGUGAUAAACACCCACAUGGAUUAAUUGUUACUGGUGGACAUGAUAAUCUUAUUCUCGUAUGGAAUAUAGAAUCAUUAGAGCCUAUACAAACUCUCUCAGGCCACAAUGGUGCAGUUUGCGCUCUGGUUGGUGGAAAUUUUGGUACCAUACUUUCUGGAUCUUGGGACAAAACAGCUAAAGUGUGGUUGAAUGCAAAAUGUGUAAUGACAUUGAAAGGUCACGAGCAAGCCGUUUGGUCUGUAGCCUUGAUUUCUGAACAAGGCACAAUGUUAACAGCUUCUGCAGAUAAAACCAUAAAAAUGUGGAAAGCUGGAUCAUGUAUAAAGACCUUCACCGGACAUACAGAUUGUGUUCGGAGUGUAGCAGUACUCACUCCAACUGAGUUCAUCUCUAGUUCUAAUGAUAACACAAUUAGACAGUGGAGUACGAGUGGUGAAUGUUUACAGAUUUUUGAAGGUCACACAAACUUUGUGUACAGUCUAGCUGUAUUGCCAAACGAGAAAGAAAGUUUCGUCUCAGGUUCCGAAGACAGAACUGUCAGAAUAUGGAAAGGAGGUGAAUGUGUUCAGGCAAUAACACUACCGGCGCAAUCAGUUUGGUGUUCAACGUGUUUGGAUAAUGGUGACAUCGCUGUUGGCUCAAGUGAUGGUGCUAUCCGAAUAUUCACGUCAGAUUCUGAGCGGGUGGCUUCUGAAGAUGUGUUAAAGCAAUUCCAAGAAGAAGUCUCGAGUCACGCUAUUCCAGCUCAGGUUUCAAGUGAUGGCAAACUUGGUGAUAUCAAAAUCGCAGAUCUUCCUGGACCAGAAGCUCUGCUAAGGCCAGGGAAAUCAAGCGGGCAAAAUCUACUUGUCAAACGAGGAGGUACCAUUGAGGUGUACCAGUGGAACGAUGCUGAAGGGAAAUGGGAUAAGGUUGGUGAGGUGGUAGGUGCUGGUGGUGGUUCUGAUGAAGCAUCACAAAACUCAGGAAAGAAAACGUUUGAAGGGAAGCAAUAUGAUUUUGUUUUUGAUGUUGAUAUACAAGAGGGAAAGCCGACGUUGAAGUUACCCUAUAACUUAACUGACGAUCCUUGGUUUGCAGCUCAGCAGUUUCUGGAGAAGAAUGAACUUAGUCAAAUGUUUCUAGAUCAAGUAGCUCAUUUCAUCAUCAAUAAAACCAAGUCUUUCACAAUCGGUCCGCAAACCAACCAAUCUUCAAAUGCGGAUCCGUUUACCGGCGGUUCUCGUUACAUUCCCGGAGCGUCGGUAUCAAAUGAAACAUCAGAUGUUGGAAGAGCUGGUGCUGACCCGUUCACUGGGCAAGGAAGUUACCGGCCAAGUUACGCUGCACCUAUGACUGUUGAGGAAACAGUCACCGCCGCAAAAGAAAGUAAAACACAUCACGCUUCAUACUUCCCAGAGAAAACAUAUCUGAGUUUUGAUCAAGUCAAAGUUGAUGGUCUCAUGGGACGAUUGAAUGAAUUCAAUAAUAAGAUUGAUGAGGAUGAGAAACUAUCCAAUGAAGAUAUAGCGGAAAUCAAAAAUGUCUUAUCGUUAGCGGUAGACAAGUCAAAAACUGCCAGUCCUUUAUCGCAUAAACAAGUGGAGAUCUUAACUAAAUUAAUUCGAUGGCCUACAGAUAUAUGUUAUCCAGGUCUUGAUAUUUUAAGAGUGUUAAUUCGAAGCUACGAAACGUCACAACAUUUUGUCAACAAUGGGGAUGAAUUAACUCAAUAUUUAUUAAAAGUAAUUAGUUCUGAGAAGACAAAGAACCAUGACAUAACUACAGGCAUAGUUUUUAGAAUAUUUUCGAACUUAUUUCUCCAUGAGAAUGGAAGAACUGUCAUGUCUAAACAAGGAGAAGAGAUUCGACAGUGUAUCAGUGACAACUGCAGGAACCCAAAUAAGCUUAUACAGAUUGCUUUAUGUACUGUUCUAAUCAAUUAUGCAGUAGCAUUUGCCAAGAAAAGCGACCUCGAAGUGAAGGCUCCAUGGAUCAACACAGUGAGAGGGGUCAUGAACAAUUUAGUGGAAAACGAAGCGAAAUUUCGUGCAAUGGUGGCCUUGGGAACCUUAAUCUGGGGAGAUGAGGAGAGUCUUUCGUACGCAAAAACCUUGGACUUUUUAAAUAUAGUAAAUCCGUUAACGUCCAUAUCUAGCCCUGCAAAGAUUGGGGAAUGUGCCUCACAACUUAAAGAAGCUCUCAGGUGACAUUAAAAUUCCCCAUGAGUGAUGAAUAUCACAUGAACUCAAAUAAGAGUAUUUAGUCACAUUCAUAAACAUUAGCAUGCAAAGAAAAUGUUUAAAUGAAAUCCCUUGGACAAAGCAUACUCAGUGAAUUUUAUACUUAUUUAGUAAAAACG
Messenger RNA from Dendronephthya gigantea, 2621 nucleotides. RefSeq names its product phospholipase A-2-activating protein-like. Gene Ontology annotation, biological process: ubiquitin recycling; proteasome-mediated ubiquitin-dependent protein catabolic process. The record is from RefSeq and is a predicted model, not a curated record. Gene Ontology annotation, cellular component: nucleus; cytoplasm. Gene Ontology annotation, molecular function: ubiquitin binding. NCBI's taxonomy places the organism in Eukaryota, Metazoa, Cnidaria, Anthozoa, Malacalcyonacea, Nephtheidae.